GUCGCCUCUCGCGCUCCGCUUCGUCGUGCGCUCCCGCUGAAAACUGCUCGCCCUUUCCCGCACUUGGCGCUCGCUCCGCGUCCAUAAUGGAAAACAGGAAGGAGAUGGUGAUGUUCAUAGAGGGAGGUCAACUUGGCACGCUGGUUGGCAAGAUAGGCGCCAAUUUGUCAGAAGCAGUCGGGAGCCCUGUUCAGGAACCGCAGGAGAAGAUGAUCCACAAAAACUGCGGGAGCCCCAGGUCGGCGCCUCUAUCACGAGACAGAGCGGACGGGGAGGUGGAGGACGCGCGCAGCGGCGCCUGCAGCAAUAUAAGCCCGGGCGGCGUUCCCUCGGCUGCGGGGAGAGCUCGGUCAGAACUCCGCAACAAAGAGCACAGCAGCUCCGACACGGAGUCCGAUUUCUACGAAGAAAUUGAUGUCAGCUGCACGCCAGAAAGCAUGGAGUACCCCAACGGAAAGGGUCGCUCUGGGGAUUCUCCCGGCCACGGUAAUGACUGCGGGGGGGACUCGGGAAAAAUGAGCGCGGCUCAGGGCUCGCUCUCCUACGGUGCGGACCAGAUGCGCCGGUACCGGACGGCCUUCACGCGGGAGCAGAUAGCCCGCCUGGAGAAGGAAUUCUACCGGGAGAAUUACGUCUCCAGACCCAGGAGAUGCGAGCUGGCGGCCGCUCUAAAUUUACCAGAAACAACAAUCAAGGUGUGGUUCCAGAACAGGCGGAUGAAGGACAAGCGGCAGCGGCUGGCGAUGACGUGGCCCCACCCCGCAGACCCCGCCUUCUACACCUACAUGAUGAGCCACGCGGCGGCCGCGGCGGCAGGGGGGGGGAACCUGCCCUACCCCUUCCCCUCCCACCUGCCCCUGCCCUACUACUCCCACCUGGGCAUGGGGGGCAGCACCGCCUCGCCCGCCCCCUUCAGCGGGCCCCUCCGGCCCCUCGACACCUUCCGGGUGCUGUCCCACCCCUACCCCCGUCCCGAGCUGCUCUGCGCCUUCCGGCACCCCUCCCUGUACCCGGGGCACGGCCUGGCGGCCGGGGGGGCGCCCUGCUCCUGCCUGGCCUGCCACGGGGCGGGGCAGCCCAACGGCCUGCCCCACAGACCGCCCGCCUCGGACUUCGGAGGCCCCGCCUCCAGCAGGACUGAGGCCUUCCUGACCUUCAGCCCCGCCGUGCUGAGCAAGCCCUCCCCUGUCACCUUGGACCAGAGAGAGGAAGUACCUUUAACCAGAUAAAAGGGGCUGCUGUGGCCCCCGGGGCAGCCAGGACGGGGCACCCAGGACGGGGCAGCCAGGACCGCGCAUCGCGCUGUGCCCGCACUGCUCAAACGGGACUCGGUUACACGCAUGAGGGAGGCGCUGAAACGGAACGAGCGCGAAAUACAGCGGGAACUGCGCGAGACGGACACCUGCCAGAGCGCAGGACUGGAGCCGGGACUCGAAAUUCUCCGGUUCUAUAAGCUAAUGCGGCACCUGCCAGCGGAUAAUAAUAUUUAUAGAUCUACGAAGACGAAAACAGAAUUCGCAGUGAACUGUAGAGAUUUCGCUAAAAUCGUCCUGGCUAAAAAAACAAAUGAAAAAAAAAACAUUGGAGGAAAAGCAAAAUUUAGCCCAAAUCUUGAAGCUAUAAUCUUUUACCGAUCGGACUGGACUGAAAAGAGCGGGCAGACGUUUAUCGACGUGAUGGAUGAUGUUAACGCUUUAUCAUUAUUUGUAGUUUCUUCACAUGUCCAAAUUGGCCUAGAUAUAUUGUUAGUUACAUUAAAAUGAUGUUUUUCUUCUGUCUUUUUAACAAGGGAAUUUGUUAACAGACUGAGGAAGCUCAUUAUUUCUCCUCCAAAGCCCCUGUCCCGGUACACGCGGCUGAAAUGUGCAGAUGCUGGUAAAAUUAGCGAGUGAUGUAUAUGUAAGGAGGAAUUUUGAAUGUUGAAUUAAUGAUAAUACUGUGCGCGUGGAGACUUCCUGCCAAACGGUAACAAGGCGCCAUGGGAACGGAUUAGCUGACGGGAGCGCGAGAUCUAUUGGACAAUCACACGCAGCAAAUUGGGGCAAACGCGAGCUGCCUGUCUUCUCGCGCCUUCGGCAGAACAGGCCCAAAAACUCCCCUUCACCGCCUACUGUUUAUGAGGAAAA
This is a messenger RNA of Anguilla anguilla (European eel), 2126 nucleotides long. It is a transcript of the gene evx1, whose product is annotated as even-skipped homeobox 1. Gene Ontology annotation, cellular component: nucleus. NCBI's taxonomy places the organism in Eukaryota, Metazoa, Chordata, Actinopteri, Anguilliformes, Anguillidae. The record is from RefSeq and is a predicted model, not a curated record. The transcript has 3 exons. Gene Ontology annotation, biological process: regulation of transcription by RNA polymerase II. Bases 87 to 1229 code for a protein of 380 amino acids. Gene Ontology annotation, molecular function: RNA polymerase II cis-regulatory region sequence-specific DNA binding; DNA-binding transcription factor activity, RNA polymerase II-specific.